AUGUCGAAUACCGAGAAGGACAAAGCUGCGCCCGGGGAAGUCGAGGAUGAUGAUGAGCCUGAUGAAUGGGACAAGCGGAUCUUCAGUACCGGAUGUGCUGAUGAAAACACCACCCUGAACGACUGCUUCCGGGACAAGAAGGACUGGAGAGCUUGCAAAGACGAGAUGGAGGCUUUCAAGCAGUGUUGGAAGCGGCAAGGCAAUGACCAGAGGACCGACUCGAAAGAUGUUUGA
Messenger RNA from Zasmidium cellare ATCC 36951, 234 nucleotides. RefSeq lists its product as uncharacterized. The coding region runs from base 1 to 234 and encodes 77 amino acids. The record is from RefSeq and is a predicted model, not a curated record. NCBI's taxonomy places the organism in Eukaryota, Fungi, Ascomycota, Dothideomycetes, Mycosphaerellales, Mycosphaerellaceae. The transcript has 4 exons. Gene Ontology annotation, cellular component: mitochondrial intermembrane space. Gene Ontology annotation, biological process: mitochondrial respiratory chain complex IV assembly.